Molecule: messenger RNA, 2180 nt
Organism: Branchiostoma belcheri (Belcher's lancelet)
Lineage: Eukaryota; Metazoa; Chordata; Leptocardii; Amphioxiformes; Branchiostomatidae
Product: nephrocystin-3-like
Exons: 1
Coding region: 252-2180 (642 amino acids)
Molecular function (GO): protein binding
Source: RefSeq, a predicted model, not a curated record
UUCUUCUGUGGCAUACAGACGACUAGUAUGUGGACUACAGUAGAACAAUUGAAAAACGAAAACCUCGUGAGUGAAGAAAACGCGCCCAUCACCUUGCAGUCUUGGUCGGAAUCUCAGCAGAACUGAGACUGAGAACCUAUCUUGCCAAUGGCAGUCAGAGGGAAAACGUUUCAGCUCUGCAACGUGUUGAUACGGAAAGUUCAGUCAGUAGUGGUGCCCUUGAUUCAGUCUUCUACAUUCCCACCCGAAGCAUGUUGUUCAGGUACUACUACUCGGCAGAACCUCUUCGAAAAAUCGCGCUGAAGCCCAACGAACAACAGAAGGCAAUGUUUCUGGAAACGACCAUAUUUGACGCGUCACCACGUGUAAAGGGAGUGAUGCAGAUAGAAAUGUGUAAUUUCAAGAGUGCCCAACGGGAGUUGGAAAAUGCACUUGAAGACGCGCAAGCAAACAAGACAGAAGAGUACGAAGAGAUAGUAAGAUUACUUGCAAAUGUUUCUUAUCGUCUGGGUCAUCUUAAGAAAGCGAUACAGUACAGCCAUGUGUCCUUGGAGAUGGAAAGACGUCGACAUAGACAUGGCGUACAUCCAAAUAUCGCCGUUUCAUUAAACACACUUGGCUCGGCUUGGAGCGCCUUGGGUGACCAAGAAAAGGCAAUAAGCUUCUUGCAAAAGGCAUUGGACGUAAAAAGACUGACCUACGGGUGCAAUUCUAACCAUCCAGACAUUGCUGCUAUACUACAAAAUAUAGGCAAUUCCUGGAAGCUUCUUGGCAAUUACGAAAAAGCACUUGGUUUCUAUGAGGAAGCACUAGCAAUGGGAAAACGCUUCUUCGGGGAAGAUGCAGCACAUGCACACGUUGCCUUAUCACUGAAGAACCUUGGUGUGACUUGGAGGAAUCUAGUCGAGACACGGAAAGCAAUCUCUUUCUACGAAGAGGCGCUGAAGAUGUUCAAACGUACUUACGGACAUGAAUCUAUACAUCCAGACAUUGCAGACACACUCAACGAGCUAGGGAAGGCCUGGAGAGACCUGGGUGACUACAAUAAAGCAAUUACCUUCUUCACACAGGGGCUGCACAUGUUCAAGUUGAUCCAUGGUCAGGACGCAGUUCAUGAUGACAUUGCGAACUCGCUUUACGACCUGGGGAAUGCUUAUAGAGAAGUUGGCCACUACAGGAAAUCAAUUGACCUUCAUGAAAAGUGUCUCAGGAUGGAUGAACUCACAUUUGGGCACAAUGCCGUUCAUGGAAAUAAUGCAAAUACAUUCAACAGCCUUGGCCAUACUUACUUUUCACUCGGUGAUUACCGAAGAGCUAUUAGUUUCUUCGAGAAGGCACUCGACAUACGAAAGCGCAUUUCCGACUCGUCAAAUCUAGACAUUAUGAGUUGUGUCAACAACCUUGGGGCAGCUUGGAAUAGUCUGGGGGACCACAGGAAAGCAAUCAGUUUCUAUGAACAGGCCCUGAAAGUGCAGAAGCUUAUGCCUGAAAAGAUUGCAGCGCCACACAUUGCAAAAUCACUCAGUAAUAUGGGAAAAGCCUGGACGUGUCUUGGUGACAUUCGGAAAGCCAUCACCUUGUUCGAUGAAGCACUGAAGAUACAUCAAAUUGUGCAUGGAGAAGAUGCGGUGCAUCCUGACAUUGCUGGAUCACUAAAUAACCUAGGUGGAAGUUGGGCUCUGCUUGGAGAACAUAGGAAAGCCAUCGACUACUACGAGAGAGGUCUCAGGUUGGAUAGACUAAUCUAUGGAAAGGAUGCGGCACAUCCUGAUAUUGCUGCAAUGCUCAACAAUAUCGGUGAAGCAUGGGGUUCCUUAGGUGAGCACAAAAAAGCUAUCGACACCUAUGAACAGACCCUGAAAAUGCACAGGGCCAUCCAUGGACCGACCGGGGCACAUCCAGACAUUGCAGCAUUACUAGUAAAUUUAGGCAAGUCAUGGGGGAACCUCGGAGAUCACAGCAAAUCCAUACAGUUGUAUGAAGAUGCAUUGGAUAUGAGCAGACGUGUCUAUGGAAGGAACGCUGCACAUGCCCUCACUGCAAAUAUUCUCUCUGCACUGGGCACCGCCUGGUGUAAGACAGGGGACACCAGGAAAGGAAACACCUUCCUCGAACAAGCCAGAAUCAUGAAGAAGCUUAUUCAUGAUCAUAAUGCCGCACGGUCCUCAAAUGCUCUUUGA